Callorhinchus milii (elephant shark) is the source of this 3151-nucleotide messenger RNA. Its product is annotated as slit homolog 2 protein-like. Gene Ontology annotation, molecular function: protein binding. The record is from RefSeq and is a predicted model, not a curated record. NCBI's taxonomy places the organism in Eukaryota, Metazoa, Chordata, Chondrichthyes, Chimaeriformes, Callorhinchidae. The transcript has a single exon. The annotation marks the transcript as partial.
UCCAACGCCAUCUCCGCCCUCUCAGACCAGGCCUUCGGAGGCUUGGGGAACCUGAAGGAUCUAGAUCUUCAAGACAACCAGAUCGAGGACAUCUCGGGUCACGUCUUCGACCCUCUGGUUCAAUUGAGGUUCCUCAGCCUCUCCUCGAAUAGAAUCCAAGUGCUGCCUCCAGGCUCAAUGGACAGCUUGACGGAGUUGGAAAAACUUGACCUGUCUCACAACCGUAUCAGCCUGAUUUCCGAGGACCUCUUCGAGGAGCUUUUGUUGGCUUACAUCUUCCUCCACCACAACCCCUGGCACUGUGGCUGUGAGGAGGUGAGAUACCUCAGAGAAUGGCUGGAGGACAACCGUGAUUCAGUCUACAAUGAAGACAACCAGCAGGACAGUGACAGCGUGGUUUGCUCCACCCCCCUCACCCAGAGCCAGAAUCCGGUCCUGCAGCUCGAUGCAGGACCCUGCCCGGCCAGGACAACAACGGGAAUAGCCACCAUGGCUCCUCCUCAGCUCACUGAUGCACCACAAUCUUCCACUCCACAGGAAUGGCUCUCAACCCUGCCUGGCGAGCUUUGCGCUCAGGACACGGACUUGCUGGGAAGGGUUCAGCUUAACUGCAGCGACCGAGGACUUAUGUCUGUCCCUCAGGCUCUCUCUCCAAACACAGAGGUCCUGAUCUUGAGCCACAACUCUCUGACGUCCGUCUCCUUGAGCUCCUUGAAAGAUCUCCCUCAACUCCGAAACCUGGACCUGUCCAACAACCAGAUCGCCCACUUCCAGGCCGAUUACCGGCUCCCGUUGGAGAGGUUGGAUCUCUCCCACAACAAACUGAGCGUUAUCCCGCGAUUGUCCAGUCUGGCCAGGCUUGAGGGGCUUCAGCUCGCUUCCAACGCCAUCUCCGCCCUCUCAGACCAGGCCUUCGGAGGCUUGGGGAACCUGAAGGAUCUGAAUCUGCAAGACAACCAGAUCGAGGACAUCUCGGGUCACGCCUUCGACCCUCUGGUUCAAUUGAAGUUCCUCAGCCUCUCCUCGAAUAGAAUCCAAGUGCUGCCUCCAGGCUCAAUGGACAGCUUGACGGAGUUGGAAACACUUGACCUGUCUCACAACCGUAUCAGCCUGAUUUCCGAGGACCUCGUCAAGAAGUCUUUGUUGGCUUACGUCUUCCUCCACCACAACCCCUGGCACUGUGGCUGUGAGGAGGUGAGAUACCUCAGAAAAUGGCUGGAGGACAACAGUGAUUUAGUCUACAACGAAGACAACCAGCAGGACAGUGACAGCGUGGUUUGCUCCACGCCCCUCGCCCAGAGCCAGACUCCGGUCCCGCAGCUCGAUCCAGGACUCUGCCCGGCCAGUACAACAACAGGAAUAGGCACCAUGGCUCCUACUCAGCUCACUGACGUACCACAACCUUCCACUCCACAGGAAUGGCUCUCAACCCUGCCUGGCGAGCUUUGCGCUCAGGACACGGACUUGCUGGGAAGGGUUCAGCUUAACUGCAGCGACCGAGGACUUGUGUCUGUCCCUCAGGCUCUCCCUCCGAACACAGAGGUCCUGAUCUUGAGCCACAACUCUCUGAUGUCCGUCUCCUUGAGCUCCUUGAAAGAUCUCCCUCAACUCCGAGACCUGGACCUGUCCAACAACCAGAUCGCCCACUUCCAGGCCGAUUACCGGCUCCCGCUUGAGAAGCUCAACCUGUCCAACAACCUGCUGACGGAAAUCCCAGACCUCAAACGCCUCCCGAGCCUGAAGGAGUUGUCUCUCAACCACAACAAGGUCUCUGAUGUGGCAGUGGAAAACUUUGUGGGCCUGAGGGAACUGGUUGACCUGAGCCUCAGCGGCAACCGCAUUCAGGGCCUCCCGAAUGGGGUCUUUGACGGCCUGGACACGUUGAGAUUCCUGUCGCUGUCUUCCAAUCAGAUCAGCGUCCUGCCCGAGCUCCUCCUCAAACACCUGGACCUCGCGGGCCUGGAUCUCUCGCGCAACAGGUUGACAACCAUCCCCCAGGGCUUCUUCGAAGGCAAGAACCUCUCUUUCGUCUUCUUGCACAGCAACCGGUGGCACUGCGACUGCACCGUCCAAUACCUGACCAGCUGGAGCGCGGAGAACAACGGGAACGUGUACACCGAGCGGGACAUUCCCGAUCCCAAGGGCUUUGUGUGCGCCUCCCCUCCGGAACUCCAGGGUACUCCGGUCGUCCGGUUCCCCGCGCGACAACUGUGUCAGGCCACGACGGAAACGGAGACCAGAGUCCACACAGCGCCCCUCACCCUGGGCAGCGUCUCAGAGCCCUGGACAACCCCGAACACAGAGGUAACAACCGACCGAGCUUUGACUGAGCCACCGAGGGAGACGGGAACCCCGACUAGUCCUGGUCAACUGACGCCCACCAACGACGGCACGACGGCAAGUCACGAUGACCUCAGCUCCGUCCCUCCGAUCGACCCUGAUUGGGCUCGGAGAACCGGAGGCCUCGGGGGGUUGACCGGAAACCAGCUGAACUGCUUUGUCCUCCUUGUCCUGCACGUUCUCUCUCUGCUCCUCCUGCUGCUACAGAUCACCGGUCUCCUGGUCUACAUGGCUCGCUUUUACUGGAGGGUUUACAGGCCCCUCAGGGAUCUGCCCGGGAAGAGGCUCGGCAUCAGGUUGAUCCGCUACAGCCUCCUCGUUCCUUACGUCCAGCAACUCUACCCGCCUCUCGACCACGACUCCGAGCUGGACGAAGGAAGCCAGGAGUGAGCUUCCAGCUUGGACCAGAAGGACGAGAGUUUAAGCUUUCCGGGCGGGUUGGGUUGGGUUGGGUUGGGUCAGGAGGAAACCUUGGGCAAGUUUCCUUACUCCCCACGCACACGCACAGACACGCAGACACGCCUGUGUUUAUCUAGCACCCCGGUUCUCAUGGUCUUGCUCCCCACAACCCAACCUGGCCCUGACCUGCCUGGCCAUCAAACCUGGGUCCUCUUGCUUGUGAGCCAUGGGGUCUAACCACGGAGCCGUAGGGCUCCAGCGCUUUUCGGGGGAGAGAGAGACCUCUCACACCCUCCCCCAUACAACGCACUUUAUUAGGGUGAGAAAUCUCACUCGGUUUAUCCGAGUUAAUCCUCACCCUUCUGAUACAUGUUUGUAGCUCACGUUUCACUAUAAUUAAAGAUUAUUUGAA